Molecule: messenger RNA, 2047 nt
Organism: Phymastichus coffea
Lineage: Eukaryota; Metazoa; Arthropoda; Insecta; Hymenoptera; Eulophidae
Product: nuclear protein AMMECR1
Exons: 5
Coding region: 952-1443 (163 amino acids)
Source: RefSeq, a predicted model, not a curated record
CUGAAAUGGGCUUUUAUUGUUUUGAUGUCUUAUAUUGUCAAUUGCAUCAAUUAGAACCACCAAAAUCUCCAGAUUUUAGUAAUGAAGCUUAGUGGGAACCAUUCCACGAUUGAGGAAGUAUAAAGAACAGUAUCUGUUGCGAGGAAAGCCAUCGAAGAUAAACAAUAACACACUGGUAUAUUCCUGAAUAUUGCCCAGACUUUUGAAAAGGUUUAGCAAAAAGGGUUACUUCAUAAACUCAAGAGAUAUUUUUGUUAGUCUCAAGUUAAAAUAAAUAAAAACGUAUUAAAGCUUCAGUUAACAGAAGUAGGAGUACCACAGGGCAAUGUUCUGGGUUCCACACUAUAUAUGCUAUAUACCUCGGUCCUUGCAAAGUCUAUUAAUAUCUUGAUAGCAACAUAUGCAGAUGAUACAACAAUUUUUUUAUACGACAUUCACACUUCAAAAAGAUACCUGUCCUCCUAUUAUCUUAAGCGAUAUAUAUAUAUUCUGCAAAAAAAUCAAGUAGAAUAUCUAGAAAUUUACCUCGACCGAAGACUUACAUGGAAAGAACAUAUAUUUACUAAAUAUGAAUAGUUGGGUCAAAAAUAGAGAAAAAUGUACUGUCUCAUCGGAACAAAAUAGGAGCUGUUAAUUGGAAAUAAACUACUGCUAUAUAAAGCUGUAUGUAAACUAGUCUGGACAUGUGGUAUUCAACUAUGGGGUGCUGCUUCUAACUCGAAUAUCGAAAUCCUGAAAAGAUUUCAGUCGAAAGUCAUACGCAGUAUAAUACGGGCCCCUUGGUUUGUACCAAAUAAAAUUACUCGAAAUGAUUUACAGAUUUUCAUAGAUAAGAAAGAAAUUGAAAAUUCUACGCAAAAUAUAAUUCUAGAUUUCAAAAUCACCCAAACAAACUUGUCAAGACAUCCGAACCCAUCACCAACACCAGACUAAAGAAACAUAAACUAAUGAAUGCGCAACCCUUUAUUCGUGACUUGGAAAAUUGGAAAAGAUAUGCGCCUAAGAGGUUGUAUUGGUACCUUUAAUCCUAUGCACUUACAUACAGGUUUACGAGAAUACGCUACCACAAGCGCUUUUAAAGAUUCGCGCUUCAAUCCAAUCACGAGAGAUGAAUUUUCCAGGCUACAUGUAAGCGUAUCUAUAUUAAGGCAUUUUGAAGAUGGAAUAAAUUAUUUAGAUUGGACUAUUGGCCUCCACGGGAUAAGAAUUGAAUUCCAUAACGAAAAAGGCAAUAGAAGAACAGCUACAUAUUUACCAGAUGUUGCAGCUGAACAAGGUUGGGAUCAUACUGAGACAAUUGACUCUCUUCUUCACAAAGGUGGAUAUAAAGGACUAAUAACACCAGAUAUUCGACGUAGUAUAAAAUUAACCAGAUAUCAAAGUGAGCAAGUCACAGUUAGUUAUCAAGAUUAUAUGAUUAAUUGGUGUAAUCGUCGUUGCUAGCACAUAAAAAAGGACUCUCAUCAGAGUCCACUGUUAAUUUUAAGUUACAUUUUGAUCUUGAGUCACUUAAUUUAAUAUGCAAACUAAAUGUAUAAUUGUUUUAUUCCGUUAAGAAGUAAUGAUUUUGUGAUCAAUAUUCAACUUCCUCGGAACUGACUAUCUAUAAUGCUUUACAAUUACUAAAUUUAUUAAUCCCACUAGAGAAUUUAUAACUAUUAAUGAUUGACUGAUUUAUCUUUCAAAAAUUCCCACAUUUUACAUAUAAGUUCCUUCGGGAUGAAAAUAUAUGAUAAAUUUCAUAUUUUGAUCGAUGUUUACUGUAAAUCACAUUUAGAUACCUUUAUGAAACAUGUACUUUUACUGUAAUAGGGUUUUUGGCUACCCGUAUAAACAAGUUGUUGAAACUUUAUAUAAUUUAAUUAUAUAAUUUUUUGUCCAAAGUCUACAACCGUUAAUCUAAGCUAAUUAAAAUAUAUUCUAUUUUUGAAACCAAAUUGCCAAUUUUCCUUGUAACAAAAUAGUAAGUUUGUUUUAGAUACAAGGUUUUUUUAUGUAAGAACAUUUUCCUAGGAUUUGUUAUUUUGAUAAAUAUGCAUAAUAUUGC